Messenger RNA from Pseudocercospora fijiensis CIRAD86, 1940 nucleotides. RefSeq names its product glycoside hydrolase family 5 protein. Gene Ontology annotation, cellular component: cell surface; extracellular region. Bases 288 to 1559 code for a protein of 423 amino acids. Gene Ontology annotation, molecular function: glucan exo-1,3-beta-glucosidase activity. The transcript has 3 exons. Lineage: Eukaryota; Fungi; Ascomycota; Dothideomycetes; Mycosphaerellales; Mycosphaerellaceae. The record is from RefSeq and is a predicted model, not a curated record. Gene Ontology annotation, biological process: glucan catabolic process.
CGCCUCCAAUGUCCCUGUUCCUUGUCCAGUAUUAUUAUUACCACUGAACGCUGCAUGCCGAGUCGUUCCAAGGAAAGGAAGGCGUGCAUUCCAGCACAGUUCGCCGACCUGUUUCAGCAGUCACUACUACUGUUGUCGACUGCUGCUCUGGCUCUUCCUCUUGCUCUUCCUCUUGCUCUUGCUCUUGCCUGUCUCUCGUCGACUCGCUUGGUCUUCGCAAGGCCUGGAGCGAGAACGUUGCUUGUCCGCCCGCCACACUCACGACGCCAGAAUCAGAUAGAGACAACAUGUUGUUCAGGAGCACACUUCUCGCGCUGUGCGCACUUGCAUUUACCCACGCCGUUCCGAGCCUGUACAGUCGUGCGGGUCCUUCCGGAUUUGCUUGGGGCAACGAUAAGGUCAGAGGGGUGAACAUAGGAGGAUGGCUGGUCCUGGAACCUUGGAUAACGCCGUCUAUCUUCGAAGCCGUGGAUCCGGAACGGAAGACCAUCAUCGAUGAAUUCACAUUGUGCCAGAAAUUGGGUGCUCAGCGAGCUCGUGACACCAUCCUCCAAAAGCAUUGGGAAACAUGGGUAGGGUGGGGAGACUUCAAAAAGAUCGCAAAUGCCGGAUUCAAUAUGGUGCGCAUCCCGAUUGGAUUUUGGGCAUACGACAAUUCCAACACUCCGUACGCGAAAGGCGCAGCACCAUUUCUCGAUGCAGCAAUUGAUUGGGCGAGAUCUGUGGGAUUGAAGGUCAUGAUCGAUCUUCACGGUGCACCGGGCUCCCAGAACUGCUUCGACAAUUCUGGACAGAAGUGCGAGCACCCUCAAUGGACGACUGGAAACACAGUCCAAGCCACUUUGAAUGUUCUUAAGCAGAUACAGACCAAGUAUGGCGAUGCUAAGUACGACGACGUUAUUGCCGGUAUUCAACUCCUGAACGAGCCGCUCACACCCGUCCUCAACUUGGAUACUGUUAAGAAAUUUACUCGAGAUGGAUACGGACAGCAGCGAACAUCAUCUCCAUCGCGAGUCGUUGUCUUCCACGAUGGCUUCCAAAAGACGAGUGUAUACAACGGCAUGCUCACGCCAUCAGACAACAAUGCUCAAAACGUUGUCAUCGACCACCACGAGUAUCAAGUCUUCGAUCUUGGCCUGAUUCAAAUGAAGCCAGACGAGCACAGAAGAUUUGUCUGCCAGAAUGCGAAUGCUUACAAUGGCGCUGACAAGUGGACCAUCGUUGGCGAAUGGAGCGGCGCCAUGACCGAUUGCGCCAAAUACCUCAAUGGCUAUGGCGUGGGCGCUCGUUAUGAUGGCUCGUUCCCAGGCAGCAAGUGGGUGGGUUCAUGCGCGGGCACUCAAAACAUUGCUUCGUGGAGCCAGCAGUUCAAAGACGAUACCAGAGGUUACAUUGAGGCCCAAAUGGAAGCUUUCGAGCGUUACUCCCAGGGCUGGAUUUGGUGGAAUUUCAAGACGGAAAAUUCAGGUGCGCCUGAAUGGGAUGUCUUCGCUCUCCUCGAUGCUGGAAUCUUCCCACAGCCACUCACGGACCGCAAGUUUGGCCAAAUUUGCACAUAGUGCGACUAGGUCGAAGGUAUCGGAGACGUAUUGUAUGGGCAAUGCAGUAUACCGCUCCCCUCAUUCAACUACUCGAUCGCUACGACAUAAUGAUCUCGGGAGCAUAAUGGAAACAGGAGCAUCUGCAAAAGAAGGAUCAAAAGCAAAGCAAGCGACCAGCUAAGCAACAGGCUCACUGCACCGCAUUGUGGGACGGACAUGUGAUGGACGGUAAACAGUAAAAAGGCGAUUGGCAUCGCACCUACUACAGAUACCCGGCCUCGCCAUCAGAGGCUCAUGAUUUCUUCUUGCUCUCAUUUUGGUGGUUGUACAAGCAAGUCCACUUACCACGCAACAUAGCACAAUCUCGUAGUCUACAAGGAAAAGAGAAAUAUCGUACAG